Molecule: messenger RNA, 942 nt
Organism: Acanthosepion pharaonis
Lineage: Eukaryota; Metazoa; Mollusca; Cephalopoda; Sepiida; Sepiidae
Source: the annotation of a GenBank genome assembly
AUGGCUGCCCCCAGUCCACAAAUUGUCACUUUGUGUUUGUUUGUCAAUUUAAUCUGUUCCAUUAUGAUCGUCCUGCUUAACAAGCGUAUCUACGUCGUAUAUGGCUUCCCAAACAUGACCCUGACGUGCAUCCAUUUCCUUCUCACCACGGCCGGUCUGUUUAUAUGCCAAAAACUAAACGUUUUCCAACCGAAACGCUUGCCCCUGCGGGACAUGUUACCCCUGGCUGCGUCUUUUUGCGGAUAUGUCGUUACGACUAACCUUUCCUUACAGCAUAAUACUGUCGGCACAUACCAGCUUAUUAAAGCCAUGACCACUCCGUGUAUCAUCUUUAUACAGACACAGUUUUAUAAUCGGAAUUUUUCUCUUUAUAUCAAACUUUCAUUGAUCCCAAUAACAGUAGGUGUAUUUCUGAACAGUUAUUAUGACAUGAAGUACAGUCAUUUUGGAAUUUUCUAUGCAACAGUUGGUGUCUUGGUUACAUCUCUCUACCAAGUCUGGGUCGGAGAGAAGCAACAUGAGUUACAAGUGAACUCUAUGCAAUUACUCUUUUACCAAGCACCGCUGUCAACACUCAUGCUCCUGGUUCUUGUUCCGUUCUUUGAACCAUUCCUUAAUUUUCAUGUAUUCCAUUCUUGGAAUUGGCCAGCUGCUUUGACAAUUAUCUUAUCUGGUAUCGUAGCUUUUCUUGUGAAUUUGACCAUCUACUGGAUUAUUGGCAAUACAUCGCCGGUUACCUACAACAUGGUGGGUCAUUUAAAAUUCUGUCUUAUUCUUCUCGGCGCCUACCAAUUCUUCAAUGAAAGUUUGCAUUUGUUGCAGUUGUUAGGAAUUGGAAUAACUGUCAGUGGAAUCAUUUUUUACACACACGUCAAGAUGAACGAACAGAAAAUGAAGAGCCCAUUACCAACACGAUCCAACAGGGUGAAUCGUAACUUGUAA